UCCAUUGAAGAGUAGUGGAUAAAGAAGUGGAAGAGGAGAGAAGAUCAAGAAAGAUGGUGAAAGAAGAGACCAGAAAGGGACCAUGGACUGAGCAAGAAGACCUGCAACUGGUCUGCUUCGUGACCUUGUUGGGCGAAAGGCGAUGGGAUUUCAUUGCAAAAGUCUCAGGUUCGCGGGGGGUUUGGCGGUGUGUUCUCUCAACACACACACAUGUUUGAAUCGAACAGGAAAGAGUUGCAGGUUACGUUGGGUUAACUACUUGCAUCCCGGUCUCAAACGCGGGCGAAUGACUCCUCAGGAAGAGCGUCUUGUUCUUGAAUUGCAUUCACGUUGGGGAAAUAGGUGGUCUAGGAUAGCACGGAAAUUACCAGGCCGCACGGACAAUGAGAUCAAGAACUAUUGGCGAACCCACAUGAGGAAGAAGGCUCAAGAAAGGAAACGAGCUUUAUCACCUUCAUCACCGUCAGCUUCCCAUUGCCAAUCCACAUCGCCUAGUAAUAAUCCUACAGUGGAGAAUUCUUCAUCUCAUGAAGAAGUCGGAACCCAAAAGGCCGAAAUGACCGAUAAUGGCGCCUGCAGUGAUCUAGCUACGCAAGGAGAGGAGAGCAUGGAAGAAGAUGCGAAGGGGUACUCCAUGGACCAGAUUUGGAAGGAAAUCGAUUUGUCGGAAAUGAUAAGUGGGCUGGUGGUCGACGAUUGCUCUAGGGAUCAUGCGGGGAACUUCUUUUGCACUUCCAUGCAUUCGCCGGUGUGGGAUUACCAUUACGAUUCCUCGACGUGGAAGACGGAAGAGGAAGAUCAGCUCAAGCUAUGGCUUCCCUUGGGUGAUCUCUUUGUGUCCAACUACCAACAUGGAAGAGAGUCUUAACUGCCAUAACUGUUUCUCUUCCAAUUUUGUCCAUAAAAGAAAUGUGAACUUUUAGCUAUAUGUAGAUAACCCCUACAGCAUGGGGACGUUUCAUGCCAUGUCUAUGUACCUCAUCACACAUCAUCAUGUAUGUGUCCAUGCAUGAAUACUAGUGUUUAUGUCUGUGUCUAUUCAUGUGUAUGUGAGAGGCCCAUGGAGCCUACUAAGAGAUUGAAAAAACCAUGAUGGAUUAUGAUGUAUGUACAUGAAUGUAAGAUGUUGAUCCUUGAAGACUAGUUUGGAAUUACUUUCAUGUAGAUCAAUAGAUAAUCGUUUUCUUCCCUAGAUUUGUGUUAGCUUGUAUCAAUUUACUCUUUAAAAAUAAACAUACCGCGCUGUUGUAAUGAGCGGUCACUC
This is a messenger RNA of Magnolia sinica, 1264 nucleotides long. Its product is annotated as myb-related protein MYBAS2-like. Gene Ontology annotation, cellular component: nucleus. The transcript has 3 exons. Gene Ontology annotation, molecular function: sequence-specific DNA binding; DNA-binding transcription factor activity. Gene Ontology annotation, biological process: regulation of DNA-templated transcription. The coding region runs from base 143 to 868 and encodes 241 amino acids. Lineage: Eukaryota; Viridiplantae; Streptophyta; Magnoliopsida; Magnoliales; Magnoliaceae. The record is from RefSeq and is a predicted model, not a curated record.